CAAACUUUUCAGGAGUGAAAUGCAUAAACAUACAAAGGUGAAGAACUUGAUUGAUUCUUUCCACUUCAUCGUCUCUAUACACACACCGCCUGAUUUCGUAUAAUCGCCCACUCCGUCGACAUUGGUCUUCGACGAAUCAUUCACUUCAUCGUACUGGUUCAACUCUGCAGGUUUUGAGUUGCAUAACAGGCAAGAAUGAAUUUUGCAGCUUCAUUGUGUAGGAGAUUGUCCGUUAGUGACUUAGUUACAAGAAUUCCCGUCUACACUUCCGCAAGCGAGGUGUCUGGAGAUGGCUUAAGCAUGGUGUUCAGACGCUGGGCCACCAAGAAAACUGCAGGGUCCACCAAGAACGGGCGCGACUCAAAACCCAAGAAUCUUGGCGUGAAGAAGUUCGGCGGUGAGAGAGUGAUACCGGGGAAUAUUAUUGUACGACAAAGAGGCACUCGUUUCCACCCGGGAGAUUACGUUGGAAUGGGUAAAGAUCACACACUCUAUGCUUUAAAAGAAGGGUGUGUCAAGUUUGAGCGUCACAAGCUGAGCGGGCGCAAGUGGGUCCAUGUCGAACCUAAAGAGGGCCAUGUUCUUCAUCCGAUUUACUUGAAACCGAACGCAGCCGAGUCAAAGACGACAGCUUAGGUGGGACUUUCUUGUUGAAACAUUUUCCAGUUUCAUAUUGUUGACAAAACUAGAUAAAAGUGUUAGCAGGAUGGGCCUUGUAGGCUUUUCAAAAACUUUUUUAUGAAUUUGUUGAAAUUUGUGUCGUGCUAUCUUUAGACUAGUUUGGUUUUACGUACAAGCAUCCGUAUUCAUGGUCAAUUGUAUGUACGGAUCCCGAACAACUAUGUUUGUCUUUUUCACAUAUGCUUAAAUUAGAUAAGAAUGGAUAAGGAUUUGCUUGUUCGAGUAGAAA
Helianthus annuus (common sunflower) is the source of this 910-nucleotide messenger RNA. RefSeq names its product 50S ribosomal protein L27. Gene Ontology annotation, molecular function: structural constituent of ribosome. Gene Ontology annotation, cellular component: ribosome. NCBI's taxonomy places the organism in Eukaryota, Viridiplantae, Streptophyta, Magnoliopsida, Asterales, Asteraceae. Bases 196 to 636 code for a protein of 146 amino acids. The transcript is spliced from 4 exons. Gene Ontology annotation, biological process: translation. The record is from RefSeq and is a predicted model, not a curated record.